Messenger RNA from Exophiala mesophila, 2461 nucleotides. RefSeq lists its product as uncharacterized. NCBI's taxonomy places the organism in Eukaryota, Fungi, Ascomycota, Eurotiomycetes, Chaetothyriales, Herpotrichiellaceae. The record is from RefSeq and is a predicted model, not a curated record. Gene Ontology annotation, biological process: cleavage in ITS2 between 5.8S rRNA and LSU-rRNA of tricistronic rRNA transcript (SSU-rRNA, 5.8S rRNA, LSU-rRNA). Gene Ontology annotation, molecular function: polynucleotide 5'-hydroxyl-kinase activity. Gene Ontology annotation, cellular component: nucleus. The coding region runs from base 48 to 1964 and encodes 638 amino acids. The transcript has 3 exons.
GCGGGAUUCCUCCACACUUAUUACCUCCGGGUGGGUGAAUUUAUUUUAUGACUACUGAUGGUGCACGCCUCAGUGCUGUCGCGCGGCGUCGGCUACGCGAUGCAAAGUCAGCAUCGACAACUCCACCCGUUGCGGUGUCUGGCUCUUCCUCAGAGAAGGGCUUGACUCCACCUGCAUCUACAUCCGGCAGGACGACGCCCAAGCGCAAAGCCGAAGAGCUGGCCGAUGAUGGUCCCAGGAUAGAAAACCAGUUCACCCCUUUGGUGGACGUUGCAGCAGUCAAUUUCAGCUCAACCCGCGAAGUCGAACAGGUCGGAGAGGCGUCUGUUAGAAUCAGGCUCUCUAAAUCUCAGAAAUGCUUUGUCCUGGGGAUCGGUGAUCUUUGGGUCAAGGACGGAUCACUCUCCGUAUACGGCGCCACGGUUCAUGCUUCGACUCGGACCUAUCGAAUUUAUUCUCCAAUUACUCACGCUCUCGUUUCGAUCGAAGCUCUCACCAAGACUUGCGAAUUCGAGUUGAAUUCGGUGCAUGACACUCUCCUCGAUUUGCCCGAGCUAGGAUCCCGAAAUCUGUGGGCCCCGCCUGAUGUCGAACCCUCACGCGCCUCUUUCCAUAUCUUGGGCCACUCGUUCAGCCAUGACCCCAGAAACCCUGGUCGCUUCAAAGAACUCAAUAUAGAUCCAUGGAAGAGCACUCUCCUGCAGCUUUCAGAGUUUCGUUCAACGGCUAAGAGUCUGCCUCGAGUACUCUUGUGUGGCAAGCGAAACUCGGGCCUGUCAACUUUUACAAGGUGUUUGGUCAACCGAAUCAUCACUACACAGAGUGCGAAAGGAGAGAAGAAUCAAGCACCGGGUGUGACAGUGGUCGACCUGGAUUCACGCGCUCCCGAGUUUGCAGCACCGGGGAUGAUCAGUCUUGUUCACGUGUCCGAAACCAUCUUGGGACCACCUUUCACCCAUCCCCUUCCUGCUAGAGGAAGUGGCAGUCGAAUUCUGAAGCAACAUUUUGUUGGGGAAGUGGAGCCCAGCGAAAUGAUACAGUGGCACAUGAAGCAAGUCACCAAUCUCCUCGAUCUUGAGCACCUACAUCGAAACGAAGCAGGGGAAAGUCCUCUAAUCGUGAUUGCACCUAAAUGGUGGCAGGAUAUUGACCCAGAUGUGGCUGCCAGACUGUGGACGCAGAUGAGCCCAACCGCAGUAGUCUGUUUUGACAGCAGUCCGCAGUCAACAUACUUACACCCUUGGAUAGCCCUCGCAAGCUCGACUGCGACAACUGCCGUGUUUAUUUCUCCCCAGCCACUGGAAGGCUUGUCAGCUUUGCGAGAACACAACUUGAGGAUGCAAUCAUAUUUUCAUGCCGUUGAGCUCCCCAACCAAACCUUGACCUGGAACAGUCGGCCAGUCUUGUGUGGCGGUCAGGCCGAGGUAGCUCUAAGUUAUGCAGGCAGAAACGCGCAAAUUCGAGCAGUUGUGCUCCAAGGAGGGCAUGUGGCGGUGGAGGACACAUACGAUGCGUUGGAAGGAAGCCUUGCUGCUGUUAUGGCGGUGAAUGUUACAGAUGGAGACAGAGACCUGGAUGGUGCACCUUCCGAUGGGAAAGCUAUCGUAAAUGACGAUCUGGCGGCACGACAAGGUCGAUAUUUGCCGGAAAUAGUCAGGACCGAGGAGGACAUACCCCGGGCAACUUCAGAACAAGUGAAUGGCUAUGCAGCCGCGGCGGAGACGAGAUGUCUUGGUUUGGGAUUCAUUACUCGGAUAGACUUGUUCCGGGAUCAGAUUGUGAUGAGUGCUGGACUGUGGACUGGUGUGUUGGAGUCGCAGAUGCAGGGGCAACAAGUAGUGGUGGUCGUGCCGAAAGCCACUCCGGAUGGUCGCUACAAGACGGAAUGGAUGAAGAGAGAGAUGUCGUUUGCAUCAAGAACCCUCGGUGAGGCUACGGUAGUGGAAGACUCUCAGGGUGAAUGACAAUGGAGCUGGUGGGACGUGGCCUGACUCUGGCUGCGUCUCUAAUGCAAGUGCGGGAAUUGGCUGACCUGCCACCUGCAGGAGGCUCUCUGGCGUUGUCGAACACCUGUAGGGGAAUUGUAUAUAGCAUUAUCGUUCGGGGGUCUAGGGAUGGAGUGCAUGAAUAACGGCGCACCCUGGCAUUCAAGACUUGAAAGCGAGGUUUGUGGUUUGUCGAGUCUCGCUUGGUGUGACGGUUCACUCCGUGCUGUCCGCAUCCUCGAGAGUUUGGUUCCGCAGAUCCGGCCUUUGAGAGCGACUGGCUUAGAAAGUGUCAACCAAGGUACCUAGGGAGAUAUCAACGCGAGCGGUUGACUUGUGCUUGGGGAGUUGAUUGGUUUCCGAUGGAUGCGAGCAAGACUGUCAACUGGCGGUCAGCAGUCUCGGGAAUCUAGCCAUGUGUGCCAAUUGUGUUCUGGCCAGUCAUCUUGUAGGCGCAGGCAGGAGAGAUGCGGACC